GGAAACUACGACUUGUUUGUUUUCCGGUCUUCUCACGCAGCAUGGAGAACCUGAUCCACGCCGAACCAAAACACGUGAAAAUGUCGGCUGAACCUCUUGCCGUCUCUGGCUCGAUUCCGGUGGAUCCAGCGUCCGCAGCUGCAGAAAAAGCUGCGGGCGGUGCUCCGUGUUUGGUCCCGUCUUACUCCGCCGCCGUGGAGCUGCUGUCAGCGCCGUACUCCUGCCUGGUGAUGAACCCCCGCAGGAGGCACGUCGUCCUCCCGCCGGUCUACCUCCACAAGAAGAGAAGCGGAAUCCAGGAGGAGCUGGAAGCGGAGCUCCUGAAGUUCUCCCAGAGUCUGAACGGAGUACCCCUGGCUUAUGACAACAUCCGGAUAGUGGGCAGACAUGGAGACAUCUACGAUGACAGCGGCUACAUUCACAUGGACAUAGAGGCCAAUUUUGUUGUAUUUCAACCCAAAAAAGGGCAGAAACUCCUGGGUAAAGUAAAUAAACUAGGAGUGAGCCAUGUUGGCUGUCUUGUGCACGGCUGUUUCAAUGCCAGCAUCCCAAAACCAAAUCUCGUCUCUGUGGAAACCUGGAGGGAUGCGGGGCCCAAGAUCGGGUCGGAGCUGGAGUUUGAGGUGACAGCUCUGGAUGCGGACGCUGCUGGGGUGCUUCUGAUCAGAGGACGUCUGCUCAAGACCAGGGUCCAGGAGCUGCUGGCCCUCUGUGAGAUGUCAGAGUCUACUCAUCCCGCUGACACAGAACCAAACCCAGAGUCAGUCCAGCAAGAGCCAGAGGAACCCCCCAAGAAGAAAAAGAAAAAAGAUCAGAUCAAAGAGCUGGAGACAGGAGAGGAAACAACAAGGUUACCUCAGAACCAGGUGGACUGUAGUUCAACGCCCCAUCCAAAUGGAACAACAGAUGAGAUCCAGAAUGAAGAAGCUGGGGACAAAAAGAAGAAGAAGAAAAAGAAAAAAGAAAAACAUCUGAAGGAAGAGGUGGAGGAAAUUGAGGUAUCUCCUCCUGAAGUCCACUGCAGCGACUCCAGCGGUUACCUCAGCGACAAACCGAGCAAGAAAAGAAAGCAUGAAAGUGGUAGUGACGGCACGGUGGCUUUCACAGAUGAAAUCACGCCUACAAAAUCUAAGAAGAAGAAAAAAAACGGACAGUGAGCAGUUUGCCUGAAGUAAGACUUUUCUGUGGGGAAUUCAGAUAUAUUAUUAAAAAGAUCAAAGUGAUCAUGAUUUUUUUGUGCCUUAAAGAUUUGACAGUUAAGAGAAGACUUCUGCUUGACGUGCUUCUUUUUGAGCUUCUGAGCUGAAGAUCAAAAAACAGGAGUCGGGACAGAUAAGAUGCUGUCCUUCGAGUCAAAUCGUGUGAUUCCAAAGUCUACGAGACGAUUGAGUCCACCUUAUUGCAAAUGUACCAACCGUCAAUAUAAUGUAAAGUCACCAGCAGAGGGAGCCAAAGCAUCCAGACUCAAGACUUCCCACAUUUUUGUUCAGUUUUUUUAAAUGAAAUUAUCUGUAAUUUUUGAGAUAAUAUGGUCCGUGUCAACAGAUAUGACCAAUUUUUUGGGUAACUUAAGGAUUUCUAUUAAUUUCCUGCCCCAAUCAAACAUUUUAUGUACAUGUAUGAAUAUACCUUGCAUCAAAAAAAUCUUUAGAACUCUUUUUAUUCCCCCAAAAAUAAAACUUUCUCAAUUAUUU
This is a messenger RNA of Oryzias latipes (Japanese medaka), 1694 nucleotides long. RefSeq names its product RNA polymerase I subunit F (gene polr1f). The record is from RefSeq and is a predicted model, not a curated record. Gene Ontology annotation, biological process: transcription elongation by RNA polymerase I; DNA-templated transcription; DNA-templated transcription initiation. Gene Ontology annotation, cellular component: RNA polymerase I complex. Lineage: Eukaryota; Metazoa; Chordata; Actinopteri; Beloniformes; Adrianichthyidae.